AUUCAGUAAAUUAUUCAAAAUAAAAAUUUUGAAAUGGAAAAAAUUGCUUAUUUUGAGUUUUUUAUUACAAAUAUUAAAAACGAACAAGUAAAUGAAAUUACUGAUGAUAUUACUCAUUUGUUAAAUGAAUUAUCUAAACUUGAUCCAAAAUGUUUAAGAGAAAAAGAUUACGAAAAAUUAAUAAAAUAUUUGCCUUUAUCACUAAAUAUUUAUAAUGAUCAAGUUAUAGCGGCAGCUUGUAAUGUAAUUGCAUCAUUAAGUACAGAUGAAUUAGCUAGACAGUAUUUCGGUCAAAAAAUAAUAAUAUCUACUGUGAAUAUAUUUAAAUCGUUAAUAAAUCGUUCAGUCAAAGACAAAUAUAUUCAAGAAUGUUUUCUUCAAACAUGUCGUGCUAUUGGAAAUCUUUGUUAUUAUCAUGAAGAAAAUACCAAGCAUGCAUUAAAAGAAGGAUGUCUGAUAAUUACAAUGAAAGUUAUAAAAACAAUUUCAGAAGAAAGCCUUCUAUCUGUCCUUAUUGGAUUAUUAUUGAAUUUAACUCAUUUGGAUGGUUAUAGUUACAAGUUUCCAGAUGAUAUGAUCGAAGAAUUGAAUGCUUUGGGUAUCAAAUACAUCAAUAAUAAUAAUUUUAAAUUAUAUAUUAAUUUGUCAUCAAUAAUGAUUAAUAUUGUCAGAAAAUCUUCUAAUAUCAGAAAAAUAACAGAUUAUGAAAAAUGUUCUUUUAUUGAUAAUUUAUUGGAUAAAUAUUAUAUGCAUCUCAAUAUUACUUCUAUUUGUGUGAAAUUUAUAAAACAAGUUUCUAAAACCUAUAAUGUAUAUAGUUGGAUAUUAAAAAAAAAACAUAAAGCUUUAGUACUAAUAUUAGAUGAAUAUGAAAAAAAUCAAGAAGAAGAAGCCAAAUGUAUUGUUAAAAAAAUUUGUGAUAUCAUAAUUUUACUUUCCAAUGAUGACAAUUCUAUGGAUAAUGAUAAACAAGCAGAAGUUAUAUAUUUAGUGGAAUGGCUACUUUUAAAAGUCCAUUCUAAUAACUUAUAUAUUAAAUUGUCUGCAGUAAGAUCUUUAGGAAAUUUUAGUAGAUUUAAAUAUGAAUCAAAUAAUAUAGGUAAAAUUCCAGCUAAAGUUAUUCUAAAACAUAUAUCAUGUUUUAUAAAUACUUUGGAGAAAUCAGUUAGUGAUAGAAAUUCAUUGAUGGAAGUAUCUAUACUUUGUAUGUUUAAAAAUAUCUUGUAUGUAACAAAUUUUGAAUUUAUGGAAGAAAAUGAUCAAAAUAAAUUAAUUAAAUCUACUAUUGAAGUUUUAAAUCACACUACUUUUAAUCCAAUAAUUAUGAAAAGUUUGGAUGUAAUUGGAUGCAUAAUUCAAAAAGGAGGUAUCAAUCAAAGACAACUACUUUUGUACAAAAAUUCAACUUUUAUCAAACAAGUGACAACAUAUUGCAGUAGUGAUGAUGAAGAUAUAAGCUUAAAAGCUAAAAAAUUACUUUAUUGUAUUGAUGAAUAUAUAUCUGAAGAAUUUGAUGUUACACAAUCUGUUGAAGAUAAUUUACAAAUAAUUAAUUAAAUUUCAAAUUAGUCAAAA
Molecule: messenger RNA, 1575 nt
Organism: Sipha flava (yellow sugarcane aphid)
Lineage: Eukaryota; Metazoa; Arthropoda; Insecta; Hemiptera; Aphididae
Exons: 10
Coding region: 34-1557 (507 amino acids)
Biological process (GO): positive regulation of GTPase activity
Cellular component (GO): cytosol
Molecular function (GO): guanyl-nucleotide exchange factor activity
Source: RefSeq, a predicted model, not a curated record